UUGCGACCAGCUCAGGAACAGUCCUCAGACCUGUGGCCAAUAAAUUGUAGCAGCAAAACUCAGAGGAACAGAUGGAAUUUCCCAGUGUUUUUCAGCAGAACACAUCAAAGGAGGAGGAGGAGAUGGAGAAGAAAGAGGAAAGGGAGAACUAAUACUAUUAGUAGGACUCUUAUGCUUUGUUUUAAAUAUACAUUCAAAUAAACAAAUCACCAUACUCUUCCCCAAGCCAAAUACUUAGAAAUCCUGACUGUGCUUCAAGCUUUGCUCUCCAAAAAUAUCUGGUUUUUGGCCGCCAGUUAGUUACACGUGUUACCCGAUUUUCCCCCUCCCCUCUAAAUCUUAGCCCCACAUUGGCUCCCUCUUUGUGCCUGAUUAAUACGGUGCUCAAGCCAGGAAGUGAAAAACAUUGAUUGCAGGCAAUAGGUCCCUCUUCAGACAGUACUGAUGCCCUUCUGUGCUAGGAGUUGGGUAUGUCUGGCUGGGAGAAGGACCCCCCUUUGAAGGAAGCCAGGAUGCCUUCUCUGGCCCUUCCAUGGCCCCCAGUAGCCGCACGGAAUAAAAAUGAUAGUAGAAGGAGCCAAGGAUGCCCAUCCCAAACUAAGAUGGUGCAGAGAAUCCCUUCAGUUCCUCCUGCUCAAAUUGCAGAUGACAGAGGUGCAAGGUGGGGUCUGCAGAAGAUAAAGUGAUAAAGAGUUGUGGGGAUUUCCUGGGCCCGCCCUUUUGUUAAGCAAAGCUGUUUGCAUAAGCUGGCUAGUGACUCCCUUCCUUGCAGCUAUUCUGUUCAUGAAAAGAAGUCUGGAUCUCCUCUUUGUUUGUCUGUUGUCUCCAUUUUUUCCGUGAUGGGAUUACUGUAUCUGGAUUUGCAGCAGAAACCUCCCUUGCAGGGGGAAGGGAAACCCUCCCCCUCCCCCUCCCCUGAGUCUGAGUUCUGGCUCUUCCUCCGCUCAGACAGGCCCCCCCCUUUUCCAUCCCGCUCAGAGCUGAAGGCCCUUGCGGGGACUGCAGGAGGGGCAGCUGGUGCUGAGUCAGACCCCUCCCUCUGGGCUGGACGUGGCCCAGUCAGGAGGAUCCUCAAGCUUAUGGGGGCCUCCACCAAGUGGGACUUGCAGCACAGCCCCACAGAGGCUGGCUUUCCAGGAGCAGAGCCAAACCCCUCCAGCAGGGUCUCCCCGCCGGAAGAGCCAGUGGCUUUGCUUGAAUUGCUGGAGCCAGAAUCGGAGCAAGGAGGAAACCCAUCCAGGGAACAGCAGCAAAGCAGCCACGAGCCCUCAAUGAGUCGGCCUGGCCAGACCCAAGCUCCACAUGGCAUAGACGUAGGACUGGCGUCAGUGUUUACGGUGCCCUUCCUGCUUCGCUCCUUGGUUACCCCAAAGGUGGAGCUUUCUUCCAGCCACUCGGCAGUCAAAACUUUGUGUCGGCUUCCUCUCUGCUUGGAAUCCGCACGUGGCUGAGCCCAAGCCGGCAGUAGGAGGGGAGUGGGCGCUGAGCGUGCCAGGGAGGCUGGAAGGUGACCUCGCUGCCAGCAUCUGGGGAGAAGACGGGGGCCGGGUCGUUUUGGAAGGGCGUUGCCGGAGCUGAAUGAAAAGGUCCGCAGCAAUCCUUGAAAUUCGAGGAACCUGUUUUUGCCCAAGUCCCCAAACACCCCAGGAUUCCUUCUCUGCAAGUUCUAGGCAGCCUCGGAGAAACCCACAAAGCAAGGAGAGGAAAUCUGAUUCCGGUGAGUCACCGGGAGGGACGGACAGCGAGAAGGCAACCGGAGAGAUUGCUCAGAAGCACCGAGGGAUCUGUGGCGGAGCAGCUCCACGGGAGGAGCAGUUGAUCUGCCCCACUUGGCUAGGAAAGGGCGCCUGAGGCCAGUUGGGUCCCUUUGGCGGGGUCUCCGGGCUCAGCGCUGGUCGCCAAGGAGCUCGAUCCCGCCUGUGCCAGGUCGCCCUCCCCAAUGUGCCUGCCAGCGGGGAAGAAGCAUGACGCCGUGAUGGACUCCGCCACCGGAGCAUGGCUGCUCUCGCCCUGGAAGCAGGAUCACCCUGCGCAGCGCUGGGGGCUGAGGCUGCUUUCCCGGUGGCACCACACCCUGCCCCUUGUGGCCACCGUCCUGACGUGGCUGGCCACCGGCUCCACCAUGUCCAGCCUGAACAAGUGGAUUUUUGCCACCCACAACUUCCGCUACCCGGUGCUGCUGUCCUCCUUGCACAUGCUGACGGCCGUGGUGGUGGGCAAACCCCUCGCCAGGCUGCAGGCCAGGGGGUCCGGGCAUCCUGCCCUCCAGCCCAAAGCCAGGCUCCGGGUUUUCCUGCUGAGCCUGACCUUCUGCACCAGUGUGGCUUUCGGGAACCUGGGACUCAACCAUGUCCAGCUGGACUUUGCUCAGAUGGUGUACACCACCACCCCGCUCUUCACCCUGACGCUGUCUGAACUGUUGCUGGGGAAGCGCCACCACCCCCUCCAAUACGCGGCCAUGGGGCCCAUUUGCUUGGGGGCCUCCCUGAGCUUCGUCGGGGAGGUGCACUUCGACCAAGCCGGCUGCUGCUUCCUCUUCGCCGCCACCUUCUUGCGGGGCCUGAAGUCCAUCCAACAAAGUACCCUCCUGCAGGACGAGCAGCUGGACUCCUUGACGCUCCUGUGCCUGACCUCGCUGCCCAGUUUCUGCCUCCUCUUCGUGGCUGCCUGGGGGAUGGAGGUGGGCUCCGCCUGGGAGGGCCUGCUCACCUACGAGGCCGGCCUCUGGACCUGCGUGCUGCUCAGCUGCCUGGGCUCGGUCCUCUACAACCUGGCCAGCUUCUGCAUCCUCUCGCUGACCUCCGCCCUCACCAUCCACGUCCUCGGGAACUUCAACGUGGUGGGCAACCUUCUUCUCUCCCGUUGGCUUUUCGGAAGCCACCUGACUUUGCUGAGCUACGUGGGCAUCGCCCUCACCCUCCUGGGCGUCAUCAUGUACCAUCACUGUGAGCGCAUUGCUGCUUGCUGGCGCUCGCGGGCGGGCCCGGCCAAAAAAGAGUAGGGGGUUUGUGUGCGCACCGAGAAGCGGCUGGGACAGCUACCUUUCCAUCUGCGAGCACAUUCCCUCUGUCUGCCGGACUACAGCAGGCCUUGGGGUCUCCUGGCGGUGGUCACGAUUACCAAACAAUCACCUGCAUUUGCGCAACACGAUUGUGUUGGGUAACCACUGCAGGUUGAAUCUGCUCGGCAAGCAGAGCCAUAGAUUGUGGCUUGUAAACCUCAAAAGUGGGGUUGCACCGUCUCUCCAAACCACAGGACGGCUGAGCACCGUUGUGUAAGUCCCACCGAAAAGCCUUGAGAAGGAAGUUCUCUUCUCCAAACAAGUCCCGGCUCGUCCUGAAUCAUUUUGUAUCCCGGGCGAAAACGACAAUAAACAGUUUUUAGGGACACUGUUGCCUGCCGUGAGACAGCUUAUGGGAAUUCUCAUUUUUUACAAAAAUCCGAGAUGCCAGAAAGUUUUAGCUUUGUUUACGUUUUCUAAGUUAGAGGGAGGAGGUUCCUGCUCUCCACUCUUCCAAAAUCUGGUCUUUGGAAAGAGAUUUAAGUUCUUUUUCAUUAACAGGAUGUCCUACAGGUUUACUGGACCUUAAUCUACAGAAUUUGGGGGAUCUGUUUAUGGUUUAUUUAUUUACUAUAUUUUUAUAAUGCCAUAUUUUCCAAGGAUUCCAGGGGAUUGAACUGGAGUCAUCUCACACCUCUGAAGGGCGUAGCUUGGAAAUGGCACAGGGUGCCAGGACUAAAAUCUUACUUCGGAGAAGUGGGGGGGCUGCGAUUUUGAAACGGAUCAUUACUUUGGCUUUGAGGGGCUGUUGUGAUAACAGGGAUAUUUGGGCCCUUUUUGCUAUGGGGAAUUGGGUGGGGUGUAAAGGACAAAAUAGAGUGUUACACCUCAGGCUUUUAAUUCCGCUCCAUUGCACCUUUUCCUGCCAAAAUAAGUAGAAAAGUGCAGCUCGAAAACUAGCAGUUUUGCCGCUGAAUUUUAACAGUAUGAUCUGGAGUCACUCUGCAGACCCAGAAUGCCAGGGGUUGCCGGCCCCCGAGAUACUCCCUAAUAAAUGCAGCAUUGACUGUUCCUAGUAGAUGAGCCCUAGCAGAACAGGACUUUGCUCGAAAGAUAAUUGUGGGGGGUAGGUGUGCCGCGUUGCACCUCUGGUCUCUGCAAGCCACGUUGUGGCCAUGCCAGUUGCACCCUCUCCAUAAGGUGACUUGAAGGUGUCAUGGUGUUGCUGUCCCUGCAGGAUGGGAGAGAGAAUUCUGCUUUCUCCUAAGGUUUGUCCUAAAGCACAAGUUUGUGCAAAGCUCCUUCUGCGUAGCAAUAUGUCCAGUUAGGGGCAGAGUUGCCCAUGGGCUGGGUGGAGGGAAUGCCUUUCCACCACCGAGUGCCAUCCAGUGGCGAGCAGGUGUAGUGCAGUGUGUCUGCUUCCUUUCACUGCUGCCCUCCGCUGGCCAGAGCUGGUAGUGCAGUCUGCAUACACGUGCAUGAUAUGAUGGCAAGUGUUUGCUUUUUAACUGUGUGGUUGGGUGUGGGAAUGUGAGGGAGAGUGUGUGGCUGUGCUUGUGAGUCUGCAUCCCUGUACGUAUGGAAAGAACUGGACUUCGCUGCUCUUAGGGAAUAGAACCAUCCGUACUGCGGACCUGGUUGGGUGCGUUCCUGGUCCCCAGUUCCUGAAUGCCUUCAAGCCCCUUUGGGGGGCUUUGUGCUUUAGUAUUCUCACAGGGUGAAAUAACGGAGCAGCUUUUCCAACCUGGUGCCCUCCAGAUUCACUGGACCAAUUCCUCUGCUGGCCAGGGAACGAUGGGAGCCGAAGUCCAGCACGGCUGCUGGACGUCAGGCUGGGGAAAAGUAACGUCGGGGGUCCUGCCCCUUUUGAAAAGAAAAGAAAAGCCUGGACUGGCAAGUGUCGAUAAAGGAACGUUGGCACAGAAUGCCCUCAGCCGCAGAGUGUACCCGAGCGUUCUUUUAAAAGCGUCCGUAGUCUGCCUCUUGGCGUUCAGGUCUGCCGUUUGAAAGGGAGCGAUGUCACUUUUGCACAAUGACAUCACGACGCAUCAUCAUGGCUUGUACCAGAAGCCUAUGGUCGCAUCAGGGUGUACCAGCAACUGUAAAUUAUUUCUUAGCCCCUCGGCAGAAGACUGUCUCACGUUGCCGGCUUUUCCUGCCUGGAGGCUGGAUGUCUGCUACGGGAACUGGUGUUGUUUUAUUGCCUGUGCCCAGGCUGGAUGCGAAGAGUACAUUAAGCUGUGGUUCGUUUAACUGUGAUCUGAAUAAGCCACCGGGCUGAGUUUGCACAGCAUGCUAAGCCAUAAGCCGCUGCUUAUAAAUCACAAGCCCAAAGGAACCACAUUUGGGCUUAGCAUCAGCAUCGUCCUAGAAUCAGAAUCGUUUGGUGCCAUAGACUGUUAGCUAAACCAUGCCUUGGAGUGACCAGGCGAAUAUCUUUACCAUUACAAAGCCAGUACGGCCAUUCCACAGCAUUAAGCAAGCAUUAAUCAGUUAGCCAACAAUUCAUCUUCUUCCCACGCAGUGCAUAGUGACAGCCGGAGUCCCCUAAAGGUCUACCUGGCCCCCUUUUCAGUCCACCCUCCUGAGAUGCAGUCCUUAAGGACGUUCCUUAUGCCGAGGUCUCCUUGCAAUGGAAAAGGAGCGAUGGAAAAUUCUUGGUGUGGGCUGGAAGAUCUGGCCCUUUUUAAUAUCCAUGCUUCUAGGCACGUGCAGCCCUAAAACUAGCAUGGGGGGAUAUCAGCAAUGCAGCUUGGAUGGAAAGUCAGAACAAUCCAUUCUAGGUGGUGGAUCUGAGAUCAGCCUUUUCCAGUUUGGUCCUUAGCUGAUGUGCUAGAACUACAAGUCCCAGAAUUCCCUGGUGGUUUGGCUGACAUCUUUUCCCCUCUAGUUGUGAAGUCCCUCUAGUUAUGAAGUGAGACUGUACGACUGAUUCCUUUUGCCAGGGCCGGGCCUCCUUAGAGCUGAAUUUCAUGUGGCUAGAGGCCAUAGGAAUGGUAGCGUAUCAUAUAAGCAUGUGGAGCUGAUUUUUAAAAGGGUUAGCAGAAGCAGGUUCAGGGAGUCCUGGGCCCUUCUGCGGUUCCUCCUGGCUUCAUUUAGGAUUUUUAUCUGGAUUGCGGACCUGCAGAUAACCACAGGUUGGCAGCAAUGAGGUACAAAAAAGACUCCCACCUUUUUGCUGCCAUCUAGGGGUACCCCAGUGUCCUGCAGGCCAGAAAAAGCUUGUCCCCAGUUGUCCAUAAAGCACAUAGUAUUUAGUUCCAAAAUGAAGAACGUGGCUGCAUAAGCCAUGUUUUCAGACUCUAGAUAAAACAGAUACUAAACUACAGUUGAGAUAUGUAUUAAGAACCCUGACUUACUUUAGCCAGUAUCAAAACUUGGAUGCCGGGAGAUGGGAGGGGAGGAGAACACGGGCCUGACUUGACAGCCCCUUUUUUAGGGAAGCUGCAGAUGGUUAUGCCCAACUCAACGCUCUUUAUGCCGAGGCUUUCUGCACGAGGUGGCUGUAACAAAACGGGGACAGAGAACCAGAUACGAUUCCUUGGAGAAAAGACAGUGACAAAACCAGAGUGAAGUAAUGGCGGUUUGGAGAGGGGGGUUGAAAUAGCAGAGGGUCAGGCUUCGCCCCAUGGUUUGGCGUGAGGCUUUUCCCUCCGGAGACCCAAGCUUCGUUCAGCUCGAGGCCGGGGCUGGCUGAAGACCCCCGGGUCCGGCUGGCGGGAUUAGACUCUUAGUUGCAGGCGAGGAAGAGGCUUUCAGCCCAACGGCUGAUUUCCCGUUGCAGUGCAAAGAAGUUGCAGCUUUCACGCGGGGCAGGGCUCGGACUCGGGGCUUGCUCUUCCUCCUUUCCAAGUGACCCGUGGGGAGGAUUCACUUGGCGGCUCAGACCUGGUCGCGUGAUGGAUCUCUGUAGCCUGAGCCCCCCACCCGCCUGCCCCCUUCCCAGAUUCAGCCCUGGUUGGGAAAAUGCAGGCACGCGUGGCCCUAGAGGGAGUGGGCAUUCAUUUAAUUAAAGCCUCCCCGAGUCAAGCUUGAUCCCCAGGGACUUCAUAGACUCCUCCAUUGAUCUUUUUUGGCCACAGUAGAGAAGUGGUUUGCUCCACCAGCCCCUGGCAUUUCCUAGUGGCCUCCCAUCCAAAUACUAACCAGGGCUGAUCCAGUUUAGCUUUAACAAUAAAGGCGACAGA
Messenger RNA from Python bivittatus (Burmese python), 7188 nucleotides. RefSeq names its product solute carrier family 35 member E4 (gene SLC35E4). Lineage: Eukaryota; Metazoa; Chordata; Lepidosauria; Squamata; Pythonidae. The record is from RefSeq and is a predicted model, not a curated record.